AUGGAAUGGCCUGGAAAAGCCAAGUCUCGCCCUCCCGUUCACAGCCACGGCUACAACGCCUGGAGGGACCCCAUGAAGCCCUCCCAGAUCCUGGCCAAGCUGUGCAAGGAGGGGAAAGUGGACGGGCCGCACUUCGGGCCGGGAGGGAGAGUCAAAGUCGCCAACAGGGUCUUCACCGGCCCCACGGAGAUCGAGGAUGAGAACGGCCAGAAGAAGGCGUCGGACGAGCCGGUGGCGCUGGCGGCCCUGCGGCACUGGGAGGACGUUCCCCGCGCCGGCUGCCGCCUCGUCCCCGAGCACGUGGAGACGCGGCCGCUGCUCAACCCCGACAAGCCGGGCAUCGAGCAGGGCCGCCUGGAGAUGUGGGUGGACAUGUUCCCCAUGGACAUGCCGGCGCCCGGCCCUGCCAUCGACAUCUCUCCCAGGAAACCCAAGAAGUACGAGCUGCGGGUGAUCGUGUGGAACACGGACGAGGUCAUCCUGGAGGACGACGACUACUUCACGGGAGAGAAGUCCAGCGACAUCUUCGUCAGGGGGUGGUUGAAGGGGCAGCAGGAGGACAAGCAGGACACGGACGUCCACUACCACUCGCUCACUGGGGAGGGCAACUUCAACUGGAGGUACAUCUUCCCCUUCGACUACCUGAUGGCCGAGGAGAAGAUCGUCAUCUCCAAGAAGGAGUCCAUGUUCUCCUGGGACGAGACCGAGUACAAGAUCCCGGCCCGGCUCACCCUGCAGGUCUGGGACGCCGACCACUUCUCGGCCGACGACUUCCUGGGGGCCAUCGAGCUGGACCUGAACCGCUUCCCCCGGGGGGCCAAGACGUCCAAGCAGUGCAGCCUGGAGAUGGUGACCAAGGAGGCCGAGCUGCCCAUGAUCUCCAUCUUCAAGCAGAAGCGGGUGAAGGGCUGGUGGCCCUUCGUGGCCAGGGACGAGAACGACGAGCUGGAGAUCACGGGCAAAGUGGAGGCUGAGCUGCACCUGCUGACGGCCGAGGAGGCCGAGAAAUCCCCCGCCGGGCUGGCUCGGAACGAGCCCGAUCCCCUGGAGAAACCCAACCGCCCGGACACGUCCUUCAUCUGGUUCCUGAACCCGCUCAAGUCCAUCAAAUACCUCAUCUGCACGCGCUACAAGUGGCUCAUCAUCAAGAUCGUGCUGGCCCUGCUGCUCCUCGUCAUGGUGGCCCUGUUCCUCUACAGCAUGCCGGGCUACAUGGUCAAGAAGCUGCUGGGGGCCUGAAGGACGGGAGCCUCUCCCACAUCCCAGCCUUUCCCCGGCUCCACGUCCGUCCUUCUCCU
Corapipo altera (White-ruffed manakin) is the source of this 1298-nucleotide messenger RNA. RefSeq names its product otoferlin-like. The transcript is spliced from 8 exons. Gene Ontology annotation, biological process: synaptic vesicle priming; plasma membrane organization. Gene Ontology annotation, cellular component: synaptic vesicle membrane; presynaptic active zone membrane. Gene Ontology annotation, molecular function: AP-2 adaptor complex binding; calcium ion binding. Lineage: Eukaryota; Metazoa; Chordata; Aves; Passeriformes; Pipridae. The coding region runs from base 1 to 1239 and encodes 412 amino acids. The record is from RefSeq and is a predicted model, not a curated record.